Telopea speciosissima is the source of this 1016-nucleotide messenger RNA. Its product is annotated as probable pectinesterase 67. Gene Ontology annotation, molecular function: pectinesterase activity. Gene Ontology annotation, biological process: cell wall modification. NCBI's taxonomy places the organism in Eukaryota, Viridiplantae, Streptophyta, Magnoliopsida, Proteales, Proteaceae. Bases 1 to 1014 code for a protein of 337 amino acids. The transcript has 4 exons. The record is from RefSeq and is a predicted model, not a curated record.
AUGAUGAUACCUUUGACGGUGGUCUUGGUGGUGUUAUCUUUCUUCUCCGAUGUAGCCCAUGGCUUGACUGCAGACACCGUCAUAGACUCCCCACUCUUGACGGAGAAGAUCGGUACCAACCGUACCAUAAAGGUCGACAUCAACGGCAAAGAUGAGUUCACAUCCGUUCAAGCCGCCAUCGAUUCUGUUCCCGUCGGCAACUCUCAAUGGAUCAUCAUUCAUAUCAGGAAAGGAGUCUACAGAGAAAAGGUUCACAUCCCGGAGAAUAAACCAUUUAUAUUCUUGAGAGGAAAUGGGAAGGGAAGAACCCAUAUCGUUUGGAGCCAAAGCUCUACCGAUAACUGUGAGUCUGCCACCCUAAAAGUCAAAGCUCCCCACUUCAUUGCCUUUGGAAUCAGCUUCAAGAAUGACGCACCGGUGGGGAUGGCAUUCACAUCACAAAACCAAUCGGUGGCAGCGUUCGUGGGAGCAGACAAGGCAGCAUUCUAUCACUGUGCAUUCUAUAGUGCACAUAAUACCCUCUUCGAUAACAAAGGUCGACAUUACUACCACAAUUGCUACAUCCAAGGUUCCAUCGACUUCAUAUUUGGUCGUGCCACUUCCAUCUUCAAAAGCUGUGAGAUUUUCGUGGUGGCCGACACCCGAGUGAAAAUCCACGGUUCAAUCACAGCACAAAACAGGCAAUCUGCAGGUGAGGAUAGCGGCUUCGUCUUCAUCGGCGGCAAGGUUUACGGCAUCGGCGGGGUUUACUUGGGAAGAGCCAAGGGUGCUUAUUCUAGGGUUAUCUUCGCCAAGACCUAUCUCUCCAUGACCAUUGUCCCUGAGGGCUGGAGCAACUGGAGCUACCCUGGUGGCACAGAGAAUCUGUUACAGGCAGAGUACAAAUGCCAUGGUCCAGGUUCGAAUACAACACAACGUGUUUCUUGGGCCAAACAACUCACUGAAGAACAAGCUUCUCCAUACAUGGCCAUCGAUUUCAUCGACGGCAAGGAAUGGUUGCCCAUUUACUACUAGAG